CAGACGACGGACUCUUGUUGCCAUAGGAACACAUGACCUUGACACUAUUGAAGGACCUUUCAGUUACGAGGCGGUGCCCCCGUCACAGAUUAAGUUCAAACCCCUGGGACAAAAGCAAGAGUACACAGCAGUGGAGCUGAUGGAGCUGUACUCUGUGAGUUAGGAUAUUUUGUGUUGUUUGAUGGUCAUUGCAUGGCCAGGGGUCAGUGGUUACUUUAGUCUGAUAAUGGCCUCGUCAUCAAUGUUUGUUUGCACAUCAGUCCAGUAAUAUUUCACAUCUGUUCAGUAUCAGUGCUCAUCCAUUCAGUAACAGUGCACAUCCAUUCAGUAACAGUUGCAUUACUUUGUUUUGUUGUUUGACAGGGAGAGAGUCACCUCAGACCUUACCUCCAUAUCAUAAAAGACAAGCCAGUGUAUCCUGUCAUAUAUGACAAGAACAGGGUGGUGCUGUCCAUGCCUCCAAUCAUUAAUGGUACGUUGAGCCGGCGUUGUGGCUCUGGAGACCUAGACGAUUGUAUCAAACAAUGAUUCAUUAUAGUUAAUAUUCCUAGACAGAAAAUCUGUUGCUUUUUACUUUUUUAAUUUUGAAUGAUUUUUCAAUGUCUAAAUCUUUGAAUUUUUCUAACCUUAUAAAUAUUAUUUAAACAUUUUAAUAUUCUGAGAAAUUAAAUGUAAACUUUAAAUGAUAUGCCUAAUAUUAAAUGUUUCAUUAAAAGUAUUGAAAUAAUUUAUAUAAAUCGCAUUACAGUGAAUUAUGCAUGUAAUAAAUGUUAAACUAAUUAAAUCAGGUCAUGUUUUGUUGAUGCAUUGAAACUGGCCUCGUGGGCCACCAAAUGGACAGUCUGGUGUGAGCCCAUCAGCAAGCAUGGGACUGGAAAUAUUGGAAUAGUUGGCAAUAUUUAAAGUGUAGAGGCUAUCUUGUUAUUUUAAUCAGUAAGAGUUUUCCUCAUGUAUGUACACAUGGCUGAAAAAGUAUGGUGUCAUUUGAUAAAUGUAUAUUGUGACCAUGUUCAGACCUUGUCUACCCAUGCAGGUGAACAUUCCAAGAUCACACUGGAAACUAAGAAUGUCUUCAUUGAAUGUACAGCCACUGACAUGACCAAAGCUACCAUAGUGUUAGAUAUGCUGGUGGCCAUGUUCUCCGUCUACUGUGAGAAACCAUUCAGGUAAGAGUGUACACGACCACAUUGAUCAGUUUUUUAAAGACCGAUUUGUACACGAUCUUAAUGUAUUUGUGUUUAGUCACUUCACAAAGUGAAAUAAACAAUGAGUUUUGUGUAGCUGUUGUACUGAUACAAUGUUGUGUGGCCAACCUUUUUAAUGACAGAAUUUCUAGUAAAGAAUUAAAUUAAUGUAGACGUGAUAAAGAGGAAUGACCAGUGCUAAAUACCUAACAAUUAAUAGCUUGAUUGAAAUGCUAAGAAAGGGUGGCUGAUGAGCUCCUAUACAUAUUUUGUAUUUUUGCGGUGCUCUUUCAGUGGCACUGAAGAACAUUUAAUGUAUCAAUACAUCUGUACUUAAUGUAUAUCUGACAGUGUGGAAGCUGCAGAGGUUGUACAGCCUGAUGGAAGCGUACGAGUGUAUCCAGUAAGUGGUUAGCUUAAGGUGGGUUGGACAUUGUCCAAGCGGUUUAAAGACAUGGUGAAAUGGGAUUAAAAUCUGCUUUGAUCUAUGAGCCAAUGAGAUGGUAUGAUGGAAUAUUGUGACAGGGUGAUGGCAUAUUGUGACAUGAUUAUGGCAUAUUGUACACUAUUGUGACAGGAUGAUGGCAAAUUGUGACAGUAUUGAGAAAGGAUGAUGAAACAAUGUGACAAGAUGUUAGUGUGACUCAAUCAUAAGAUGAUGUGACAGGGUGGUAGAAUUGUGUGUACACAAGUAUUAUAAUAUGAUAGAGGGCACUACUUUGAAACAGGAGGACUCUUAAGACAAGAACUGUUGCUACAGUAUACUUAGUGCAACAUCUUCAGGCAAACGGAAGUGUGUUUUAACUCAUUUGAGCCAGUCCAUUAUGAGGCUGAUGUUGGCAAGUAGAUGUCAGUACAAUAAACUACACGAUGACAAAACGAAGGUCAUACAAGAUACUAUAAUUUUUUUCAGGAACUCCCCUAUAGGACAGAAACAGUAAAUGUUGAUAAAAUUUCUAAGCAAGUUGGAGCAAAGUAAGAAACCUAUUUAAACCCAGACAAUAGCUUUAACAAAAUCAUGUCCACACAGCUUUAAAAAAUUACACUCUUAAUAACUUUACUAAAGCUAUUACAUUUAUAACAGUGUCCUUACUAACUUAUCAUGUUAAUUACAAUGUAUCUUACUAACCGUAUCACAUUUGUAAUAAUCUGUCUGUUAACAAUAUCAAAUUAAAGGUAUUUAUUUUACUUUUUUUAUAAUAUUUUUGUUUACUGAAGUAUUUUUUAAAAGAUAUUUGACAUUUUAAGAAAAAACAUCUCAUUCUGUUUGUCUAGGAUAGAAGCUAAAGAAAUGGCCAGGUUAUUAACAAAGAUGUGUUUAGAAACUGAGGUUUUGCCAGACGGAGCAACAUUGAAAGUCACAGUGCCUCCAACCAGAGCAGAUAUCCUUUAUAUUAUAUGAUUAAUUAUAUCACAGUUUUAACAUUUCAUAGGUACAUCACAGUUUAACAUUUGAUAGGUGUAUACAUCAAUGUUUUAGCAUUUGAUAGGUACAUCACAGUUUAACAUUUGAUAGGUACAUCACAGUUUUAACAUUUGAUAGGUGUAUACAUCACAAUUUUAGCAUUUGAUAGGUACAUCACAGUUUAACAUUUGAUAGGUACAUCACAGUUUUAACAUUUGAUAGGUACAUCACAGUUUUAACAUUUGAUAGGUGUAUACAUCACAGUUUAACAUUUGAUAGGUACAUCACAGUUUAGCAUUUGAUAGGUACAUCACAGUUUUAACAUUUGAUAGGUGUAUACAUCACAGUUUUUGUUUUCAUAAAUUAUCAUUACAGCUAAAUAUUGUUUAUUGAGAUUUUUUUUUUUUUACAGUUGUGAGAUAACCAUAAAUUGUUUAAAUUUGAGACAAAGUUCCAGAGACUCUAUUUCCUCUGUCACAAAAACUGUUGUCAUUGUAAGCUCCUUAACAUUGAGUAAAUAUUCUACACCAGUGUGACAUCAUGGAGGACGUUGCUAUUGGUUACGGUUUUAACAACAUCAAAAAAACUAUCCCGGACACCAACUGUAUAGCUGAGCAGGUGAUAUGAAAGAUUUACUCUUACAUUAGUACCUUGGUGAACUGUUUAGAACUGCAAUUGAUAUCAAACAUUGUGUCACCAACUGUAUAGCUGAGCAGGUGAUACGAAAGAUUUACUCUGACAUUAGUACCUUGGUGAACUGUUUAGAACUGCAAUUGAUAUCAAACAUUGUGUUAUAGGGAUGAUAGGUGAUUGUUAAUCCACAUUGGUGUGCUGUGUUUGAGAAAAUAAAGGAUGUCAGUAGUCCAUAAAAACAUGACCUGUAUGUAUUUGUUGGUAAGAACAUUUGAAUGUUCAUACAAAAAGAAAAAGAAAGCAUUUGAAACCAAACAAAACAGAAAAUUGAGGAAGUCUAAAUGAGUCCUCCAAUGGUUGAAUCAGGAAUCAGUAUGCAUGCAUAUACAACACUAUAGUCAGAGGCCAGACUUAUUAAUGUCCCUACCCCUUUUACAGAGCAGAUUUAUUACAAAAAUAUCUAUAGCCCGCCAAACAAUGGCAGCCCCAAUGGAUGAACAUCUCAUCUAAUAAAGUGAGUUGACAAAACAUGCAUUCAAGUAACGCACUUUAUAAGAAUCCCAAUUUGCGCCCCCCCCCCCCCCUCUGUAACUGCACACUAUUUUUUUUCCACGCUGCUUUUUAACUAAAUAAAUGUAUGUAACUUUUUAAUUUCAUCUUUAUUUUUGGCCAUAUUUUUAUGUGAUGCGCCAACCCUAGGCUGGGGUAGCACGCUAUUUAAGACUACUGUUAUAAUAAUAAUCUAAUGUCCCACCACCUUUAUACCGCAGAUUUAUAACACAUUUAAUUUGAGACUUUCUGUAAAAGAAAAGAAUAUAUAAUCACAAAACACACUUGCAAUAUUUUUAUGAAUCUAAUUUAGCACAGUUAUCUGGAAUUUUAUUAAGUGAAAAUCUGGUAGUAUUAGUGACAUUUUUACAAAGAGAAUUAUGUGUUUUGAUUGUGCCUUUAAAAAAAAUAUUUUUGCCCAUAGAUUUAAGUGACUUAGCAAAUGUGCCCUUCAUGUAAAGUAUUUCUCAAAUUACUAAAAUGGCUUUGUUCUGUCUUCUCAGUUUCCUAUCAACAAAUUAACUGACCUGCUUAGGAGAGAUGUGGCAGCCUGUGGAUUUACAGAGGUUCUCACAUUUGCCUUGGUAAGGAAAAAGUACUUGAAACUCAAUUUUUUUAAAUUUUCUUAUAAUGUUUAUUUUGGAGAUGGUUUGUUUCUUUUAGGAAUCACAUUCAAAUGCUUAUAUCUGUGUUACACAGAAGGCUAGAGAGCUAUAUUAAAAUGAUUUUUCACGCAUCAUAAUUAAAACAAGAAAAUUGUACUAAAAAACUAUUUUUCGUGUUACAUUCUGUUUGGCCUCUAUCUCAUUGUGGUUGUCACUCAGGAUAGAAGAAGGCAGGUUUAGGGAAACUGUUUUGAUAGAUUUUUAUGACAGCAGUAUUUAAGAAUAUAUUAAUGGAAGCUAAUGGAUGAGGUCUUGGUUUAAUCAACGUUUUAAUCUGGGUAGUUAAAAUAAUUAUAAAAGCAGGAUAAUCUAACUUUUUUUUUUAAAUGUACAUUUUUUUUUAGUUUUCUAAAGGUUCAUUUCACUUUUUUUAAGUUGUGGAGGCUCUAGAUAUUAAAAUAAUUAUUGGACAUUUCGUGAUACUUAAAAUGUAAUGAAAAUGAUGUUACAUCCCUUUAGUAAUUGUUUCCCCUUUGAUUUCAGUGCUCUAGAGCUGACAUAGCUGAUAAGUUGGGCAAGCAGAUUGAAGACUUAAAAGCAGUUCAUAUAUCAAACCCUAAAACAGCAGAGUUCCAGGUGAGUGAGGAUCAAUAUCAAAUGUCUGAGCCUUUGUCCCAUUUAUUAACAAAUGGUCAAGUCAUGUAUGACAUCAGCAGUGAUGGGAAGACAACUGGCACCAAAUUGGGGACAAUAUUUUCACUGGCACGGCAACUUGCACCAAAUUUGGGGCGAUAUUUGCACCGCAAAUUCACCUCACCCCACCCUCCAAUUUACUUGAAUAACAUUAAUGGCAAAUGUUCUAUCAUUGCUAUUUGCUUGAGUAAAUAUUUAACAGAGUUAAUUUCAGAUUUGUUAAAAUGGCCCUACUUUAAAUUCAAACUUACUGCUACAUGUAUAUAAACAAUUCUUCUCACAAACAGUAACCACAAUAAAUGUAUUCAAUUUUUCACUGUUUCAAGUGUCAUUUUUAAGUACUAGCAACAAGAUGUGGAUGGAGGAUAUUGAUGUGUUAUUUCAGAUUCUCUUACACACAAACUAUGUAUGACAUACGUAGUGGAAAAAUAGAAUGUGUACAAUGACCAGAAAAAGCUUCUUCUCUUAAGAGCACUUGUCAGGGUUUUUUUUUAAUAAAUUGACAACAUAUUCUAAGCCCACCUGUUUUCUACUGCUUAGAUCAUUGAUCAAAAGUACUCAAUUUGUUUUUUCACAAAUUUAGGUAGCUAGAACAACAUUGUUGCCAGGCAUUUUGAAAACAAUAUUCCACAACAAAAGUGUUCCCCUGCCUCUUAGACUUUUUGAAAUUUCUGAUGUUGUGCACCAAGACCCUUCCAAAGGUGAGUCUAAAACCAACUUGAAUUUCAAGGAUAGAAAGACUUGAACCUCAAAUUUCAUCUUAUAGGAAUACUGAUAUAUUAUACUUUUGGUAAAUAAACAUUAGGGGAUAUGCCAAAUGUUGAAUGAAGAGGGUGACAUGGAAAAUAUUAGGCAAAAAUUCACAGAAAUUAAAAUGGUUGCCAACAAUUUGUUCAGGUUAAAAUAUAUGUUGCACAUUGCAUCUCAAACUGUAUGUCAGCAACCCCUCCCAAAUGGCAUUCAAGCCAGCGAGGAAGGCAAAAUUACAAGUAAAACUUCCCAGAAAUUAAUUAACAAUUCUACUUGCUGUUUAACACACCUCCCAGUUUUUAAAAAAAUUAUAUUAAUCUAUACAGAAAUCUGAUUAUGAAUAAAGCAAUUUUUAUCAUUUCUUCUUUUGGACUGACAUUUCAUGAUUUCUUCUAUAUAUUAAGGGCCCACUAUCAAUUUAUUGAUUUUUCUGGCUCCUAUGUAUGUAGAGAGGAUUUGCAAUGUUUCUGUGCCUGGUGUUGAAGAGGAUAUUUCACGGCUGCAAGGGCUACUCAAAGAGGGAUAUCAUGGGGGGGGGGGGGGGGGGGGAGGGGUGGCUGGAAGGCUUGAGGCUAUAGACCCAAAUGUGUCUAGUGUUGUUGCCUCAACUGUUCCUUUUGGAAGCUUGUUCCAGUCCCUGAUUGUCUUUGGCUAAUAAAUGGAAAGCCAUUCUAAAUUCAGAAUUAUUUCACUUGCAUGUCUGAAUGUACUUAUACUUGGUAAUUAUGUGAUAAGAUUAACUUGUUGUGGAUGGCUCUACUAAAACUGAGAAUAGGAAAUGUCCUUUGUAACUUGUAUGGAAUGACAAAUCAGUUUGUUUCUGAUAUAAUCUAACAAGUCAAUAUUAUAUUAUGUAUAUGUGUGUAUAUAUAUAUAUAUAUAUAUAUAUAUAUAUAUAUAUAUAUAUUAUAUAUAUAUAUAUAUUUUUUAUAUAUAUAUAUCUCUCUAUAUAUGAAUAUUAUGUAUAUGUGUGUAUAUAUAUAAUAUAUAUAUAUAUAUAUAUAUAUAUAUAUAUUAUAUAUAUAUAUAUAUUUAUAAUAUAUAUAUAUAUCUCCCUAGAUGUAGGAGCUAGAAAUGAGAGGAGACUCUGUGCCAUCAACUACAACAGGUCAUCAGAGUUUGAGGUCAUCCAUGGCCUGCUGGACAGAGUCAUGCAACUAUUAGAAGUGCCGUUUGGUGGUCCAGAUGGUUACGAACUGGAAGCAGGAGAUGGUAGGUUGAGUCUCCAUUCAUCAUGACUAGACAUUUCUCAUUUUUAUUUCUUAUCUGGAUUUUAAUUUUUUAACAGUUUCAAUAUUGGCACCACAUAUAUGUCAGUUUUGAAAAUUAUAGUUUGUUUUAAUUCAUGGUUGUUUUUUUUUAUUGCUAGAAGAAAUGUAAAAUGAACCUAAGAAUGAGUGAACCUGAGAUUGUUUCUUUGAUAAGUUCUGUGUGAAAUAUUGGUUUUUAUUUUUAUAUUUCUCAAGAACUGUAUUUUUUCAACAGAUUCAGCUUUCUUCCCUGGACGUUGUGCCAAAAUUGUGGCCAGAGGUCAGGUCAUUGGUACUCUUGGCGUCCUUCACCCAGAUGUCAUCACAAAGUUUGACCUCAACAUGCCUUGUGCUGCCAUGGAGAUAACCAUUGAACCUUUCCUAUAAACAAAUUAUCUUAGAAUAGUCUGUGUUUUUAACAUUUGCUCUACAUCCAUUUACUGUGUGAAAUAUUUAAUAACCUCCAACUAUGAUGGUAUACAUUUUUAUCUCAUUCUAAAUGAGACUAAACCUUUGAAUGUUUCUAUUGAUCAUUUUAAAAAAGAUUAUUUUCUGAAAUGUUAGUAGAUUUAAUUUGAAAGUGCAUUAAGAUCAAAAGAAUACAAGGUUAAUGUUGAUUGUUUGUUUUUUUUAACAUUUAAAAAAUGUCUAUGGGAAAAAAAUGUGUAUUUUUGGUAUAACAAUGUUGUUGUGUUUUUCAUGAACAGAGAUCAUUCUAAUCUGUUGGCAAUGGUUAAUGGGAUAAACUCAGUUAAACUGUAAUAGAAUAGACUCAUAGUGAACCUGUCAUCACUGUUAACACACAAAAAUCUUCUUUUAUAAAUGCACUGAAUAAUGCUAUCUAAUACCAUUUUAUAAUGUAUCUCACUUUAUUUACAAAUAUUCAGUAGUUAGCUUUCCUUUAUGUUUUCUCUUAUACAAUAAUCGAAAGUGUUUUUAUCAAUAAAUCAGCUUUUUCUUUUAUAGAAUUAUCUCUCAAAGUUUGUUAUUAAGAAUGACAUGCUCUUCCUAUUUUAAAGUUAGAAAAUUAAGUUGAUAUGUUAAGAAUUGUUAGUUUUUUUAAAUCCCAAGUUAUCAUUUAUUUUCCUUUAACAAAAAAAAAAUACAAUUAAUUUUUUCAAAACUACCAAAAGAAAACAGCACAGCAUUUAACCUGUGGCAACUCUUACCUUGUCAUAUUUCAUCAAACAUUCUUUAACAUAUCUAAACUAAAUUUUAUUAUUUUCCAACAGUACAUUUAUUUGCAUAUUUACUCAAUUGUAAUUUUAACAUUGCUUUGUUUCCAUAUAACUGCAGGUUAUUAAAAUUUCCAUUAGAUGUGUCUGGCUGUAUCACCUGGAAUGUUUCAGUUUUGUUCGUUCAAUAAAUUAUCCACAUGCCAAUAAUAUCAGCCUUGUGUGUGUCAUGUUUGUAAUUUAUGUCAUUGUGGGUAAACUUAUUUUGCAUUAUGACAACAAAGUCAAAUUGUGACACAUAUUUCAGCUGGACAUUUACACAUUAAAAAAGAGUGCAAUACAGCACCAUGAAGACAUGUCGAAAACCCCAUGUAUUGCCUAGUCAUGUGACUAUUUUAGCAGAUCAUAAUAAAUUGAACAAUACCAAAACAAACAUACAUAUUGUGACAAUUUGUAUUGCAAUGUUAAUUAUUAUGUUGCAUUUUAAAACAAAAAACCUGCAAUAAAAUUUAUUAUAGGUAUAAAAUUAACCUUUGUAAAGGAAUAAUUAGAAGUCAUGAAUCAGCAUGGUUAUCCUUUGAUCAUGAAUGAUCAUUGUCUAUGCAAGCUGCAGAUGUCUAACACCGUUUGAAAUAUUGUGUCAUAGCACCUGCAAAGGAUGUAGUUACCUGAAACAAAAAAAGUUCACAAUUCAUCUCAAUCUCAGUAAGAGAGCACCCGGUAUAAAGCAUUCUAAUAUUUGUUUAAACAUUAUAAUAAUAGUUAUUUAAAAUUGUCAUAUUCCAAUGUACACUCAUCGCAUGUUUUAAUUUACUUUUUUUUAAAAAAUCAAAUUUAACACAUUUAAUUAUUUCAGUUACUUUUUCAAUAAAGUA
Lymnaea stagnalis (great pond snail) is the source of this 9119-nucleotide messenger RNA. The record is from the annotation of a GenBank genome assembly. Lineage: Eukaryota; Metazoa; Mollusca; Gastropoda; Lymnaeidae.